Salpingoeca rosetta is the source of this 2372-nucleotide messenger RNA. RefSeq lists its product as uncharacterized. The record is from RefSeq and is a predicted model, not a curated record. The coding region runs from base 1 to 2247 and encodes 748 amino acids. The transcript has 20 exons. Lineage: Eukaryota; Choanoflagellata; Craspedida; Salpingoecidae. Gene Ontology annotation, molecular function: protein binding.
AUGUUUACGCUUCGCAGGCGGAAGAGCAGCAACAGCGAGAGUGAGGGCGUGGUUGAUCGGCACACUGCCCAGUCGCCAUGGUACCGCGGCAAUGCCGUUCCAGAUCUCAUCAUGCAGGAAGUGGAUGACAAGCCUGAGGGCUACUUCCUCAUCCGUGACAACGCCGGCGAGCCAAACUGCUUCAUCCUCACAUAUCGUGGGACCGGCCCCCAGACGCGGACGGUGCACAUCACGGGAACGCCCGAAUCUGUGAGCAUUGCAGGCGCCGCGCAGCAGUUUCCAAACCUCCUCGAACUCGUUGCCUACUACAGCAAACCAAACGACGUACUGGCCGGGCGAUUGCUGCCUGACGCCAAGACGCAGAAAGUGAUUGCAAAUGUCGACAAGGCCAAGCAGAAGACGCUCACAAAGUCAAUCAGGAUGAAUCUGAAAGCGAGCCAGAAGAAGGGCACCAUCAAGCGGCUGCCCGGUGCGAAGUACCGCCCAGCAGAUGUCGCCGACCUCCUCAUCAGCAGGGGUCUGGGUGAGUACGUGCCGAUUGUGAAGAACAACAAGAUUGACGGCGUUUUGUUCCUGAGUUUGGACGACGCACAGCUGCAGGAGCUAGGCGUUGCGUUGCCUGAGCACCGACAAGGGAUCCUGACACUGGCUGAUAUGUUGUUGCGACAGCUCGAUCCCGAGCGUGCGCAGGAGCGAGCGCGGGAGCGGGAGGAAGCGGAGGCGCGGAGGCGGGCAGAGGAGGAGAAGAAGGCAAAGCCAAUCGGACUCGUGGCUCGCGAAAUCGCCGGCAAGCUGCACUUCUUUGACACGGAGACGAACCAGGAGAUCUUCGACAUUGAUGCGCAUCAGGCGCGAAAGCGGCGCGAGCUCGCCCUCAAGCAGGGCCACGCAGCACCGGUCCCCGCACAGCAGGCGCCCCAAAACGUGUCUGUCGAGUACAACGAGGACUUUUACGGCGCUGCAGACUCUGUUGUUCCUGUUUCGCCGCCGCAGCCGCAACCGCAAGAAGACGACAUGUACACGGCACUUCCACAGAGGUCGUUUGUGCCUGCGCCGGUGAGUGCUGCACCGCCACCGCUGGCGCCGCGCGGCCAGGCGCCAGCGCCUCUCCCACCACGACAGCCCGCCCCGCCGCCGUCAUCAGAUAGACCCCCAAUCCCUCCACCUGUUGCAGGCAGGGCACCAGUACCUCCACCAACAGCAGACAGACCUCCCAUCCCUCCACCAGCAUCUGAUAGACCCCCUAUUCCUCCGCCAUCAGCAGACAGACCUCCCAUCCCUCCACCGACAGCAGACAGGGCACCCGUGCCACCACCCACCACCGCCACCACAGCAGCACCCACAGGCAGUGCACUGGACGACAUUGAAGGGUACGGUGACCUGCCCGGCCCCACCCCCGCUGCACCCGUCGCACCGCCACCAGGCGGCUCGAUGACGAUGACGAACGCAACGCGACCCCCGCCCGUGCUGCCGCCGCGGCCUGGUGACAGCAGCACGCUGCCGGCCAAGGCAUCUGGGUAUGCGCAGCUGACGAUGGCCAACCCUGCCAUGGCGGAUUCUUACGCCAGCCUCAACCCGCACAGGGACGGGCCCAUCACUUUGCACACGGAUGGCGACUCGAUCAUUGAUGCUGCGACCCGCGCUGCCGCCUGCCAGCAGUUUCCCGGGUCGUUUGCGCUGCACUACGUGCAUCAGGGCGUUGUGCACGACACGAUUCUGGAGAGCACCGCCUCUGGGUUUCGUCUCCCGCAGGACGGCGGCGACUUCUACACAGACCUGCUGUCGUUUGUUGAUGCGAGCACGGCUGCGGUGGUGGGCAGCCUGCCGUGCAAGCUUGUGCUGCCACGGCCACUGCACGCCAUUCUGGAGACGCGGCACCGGCGCACGGCGGACCAGGACCUGCAGCGCGAGGACGACGCCAUCGCCCGCAUCCGCCAGCAGUCCCGCAUGAUGUCGUCUGCUGUGUCGCGGCCACGAUGGGAUAUGCGGUCCGCUUCCCGCGCAGAGGCACUCGACUUUCUCAGAACGCAACCACCGGGGGGAUUUGUGGUCCGGAGCUCCGAGUCGUGUUACGCGGCACUCAGCAUCCGCGCAGGAAACGGCAAGGAGCGACACAUGCAUAUCGAACGCGCCACCAAUGGCGUGUAUCUGAAGAAGCACAAGCAGGUGUUCCCAGAGCUGGAUGCGCUCAUUGCGUUUUAUGCGGAGGCGGAGCGACCCGAGCUGGGCAUCCAACUGCGGCCGUGAUGCUUUUGAUGUUUUGAUGUUUUGAUGCUUUUGAUGCUUUUGAUGUGAAGAUUCUACGGGUGUGUUUGUGUGUGCGUGUUAUUGCGUGUUGUGAAGCUGUCGUGAAUAAAGCAUUUUCCUGUGCA